AACCGCACUUCAGCUGUGAAGGCGAGGCUACUAAGAACAGGAAGCUAUAUUGGUGUUAUAUGACAUACACAACAGAAAAACCAACAUGGAGGCCACCGGAAAGACGACGAGAAUUGUUCUUUUUGGAGUUUGCUCUGCGUGUGCAGCUCUUGCAAUAACAUUUGGUCUUUAUUAUCUAAGAGAAUACAAGGGAAAGAAGAAGAAAGGAAGUAUCACAGAUGUUUUUGAAUCGUUGCACAAACUGCGCGAAGAUGACAGUGGUAGUUCCUUCGUGAUAAAACAAGAGUUGGCGGAAAUACUAAAUGAGAACGGACACGGCGAGUUUACCAAAGGAACGAUGGCUUCGUUACUAGAGCUUCUUGAAAAAGUAGAGGAUCAUAUGUUAGAGAAGCUUCUUGUUGCGCUUCUGAACUGCUCAGCGUUCACAACAAACCAGAACAUAAUUCGGGAGUGUGGAGGUCUUUCACGCCUUGUGACCCUUUUAACUCACCCUAAGAAGACCAUCAUCAUCAAGGCUGUACAAGUGUUGUCCAACUUGGCCAUGAAUGAAAAAAAUCAAGCUUGUUUAAAGGACAGCGUCUUUGAAAUUAUAAAGAACCUUGAAUACUGUGAUGUUCUUGAUGAUGAUGAUGUGAUCACUGAGCAUUUAAAACUAAUGGUCAAUUUGUCUGUGACAAAUACGGCACAUGAAGAGAUCAUGACAGGAGCGCAAGCAUUUUUCGAUAUCCUCUGCCAUUCUCACUCAGAAAAAAUUCAGAAAGAAGUUUUGAGACUGUUGGUGAACUUGUCUUGUAACACAAAUAAUCUGGAAGGGUUACUGGGAUUAAAGCCAUUGCUGAUUUUGCAGACAUUUAUGCUCGCAGACAACCAAGAUGACAUUGUUCUUAGAGCUGUAACAAUUGUGGCCAACUUACUUUCCAGCCCAGAUGGUUACACAGAGCAACAACAAGCUGUCAUCACGGAGCAUCUAAAUGUACUGUAUGGAGAACUAAUGCGACUUUUAGAUCACACUGAUGAGAACAUUCAGUCACAAGCCAAGAGAGCACUUAGAAGUAUAUUUGCUUUCAGAAUGAUGUACACAACAUGACAGAUACAAGGAUUUAAGUUUGGCUGGCUUAAAAUCAUGAGAUGAAAAGAAGAAAAUAUUAUUAAAAUUGCAUUUAUUUA
This is a messenger RNA of Pocillopora verrucosa, 1167 nucleotides long. Its product is annotated as armadillo repeat-containing protein 10-like. The record is from RefSeq and is a predicted model, not a curated record. Lineage: Eukaryota; Metazoa; Cnidaria; Anthozoa; Scleractinia; Pocilloporidae. Gene Ontology annotation, cellular component: mitochondrion. Gene Ontology annotation, molecular function: protein binding.